AUGGCUUCGUCAGGUCAAACAUCUGAAAUUACUAAUAAUCUCGGCAAAAGAUGCUUUCAUUGUGAUAAAUACAAAAAUUAUGCUGAUUUUACCUGUCAAAUUGGAAGUAAAAUGAAAAUAAAAAAAAAAUCUAAAGCUGUUAGUUAUGAUGACAAUAAAUCAGAUAGUACAAUAAUUAAGGAUAUGACUGAUGAUGACUGUGUGGAAGCAAUAAUUGUUGAUAAAGAAGACGGGGCCUGGUUUAAUUUAAAAGAUUUAGAAAAUUUAGUAUCUAACUGUUUUGAAAAUACAGAUGAGAAUGAUCAAGUAAAUUUUUCAGGAACUUUUAAGUUUGAUGAUGAAUUAAUUGAUUAUUUAUCAAGCAAAAACCAAGAGAGUGAUGAAGAAAAAAUAUAUCAUAAUAUAGCUGAAUUUCUUCUUCUACCUAUUGAAUCUGGAUCCCAUUAUUAUUGGGAAUUAAGAAAGAUCUAUGUUCAUAAAAAAAAUAAUCAGUUAGUUGGAGAAGCAACAGUACAUCUUGGUUGUGUACAAAGAGAAGAUCUGAAACGUUCACGUCCUGACAGUAAGAUAGUAAAGAAAAUAGUCGAAGCAAGAGCUCCAAUCGAACGAUAUUCCUGUGGUGAAAGCAUUAAGCUUAAUAUUGACAUAAAUAAAUGUCAAACGAAAAUAAGUAUUGAACAUUUAAUCACUCAUAGCUACCCAACCCAUCGUGAAAAUAACCUACCACAAGAUGCCAUAGCUUGGAUAUCCAGAAAUACAAAUCGAAGUCACAAAAAAAUAGAUCUAUAUAGAAUGCUUGGUGCAGAAGGACUUAUCGAUCCAAAUAUACACACUUAUCAGCAGGUAUUAUAG
Messenger RNA from Racocetra fulgida, 852 nucleotides. The record is from the annotation of a GenBank genome assembly. Lineage: Eukaryota; Fungi; Glomeromycota; Glomeromycetes; Diversisporales; Gigasporaceae.